Messenger RNA from Candida dubliniensis CD36, 1170 nucleotides. RefSeq lists its product as uncharacterized. The transcript has a single exon. The coding region runs from base 1 to 1170 and encodes 389 amino acids. NCBI's taxonomy places the organism in Eukaryota, Fungi, Ascomycota, Pichiomycetes, Serinales, Debaryomycetaceae. Gene Ontology annotation, molecular function: oxidoreductase activity. The record is from RefSeq and is a predicted model, not a curated record.
AUGCACAAAGAUUCUUUAGUUGUUACCCCAUUAGCUGAUGCUCCUUUUGGCUGCUCAAUUGAGUUACCAAGCUAUUGUCAAAACGACCCUUCACUUUUAAAAGAUGACGAUUUUACCAAACUUGAUGAUGCUGUUCAAAGACAUUUUGUUGUUCUCAUUCCUGAUCAAGUGGACUUGUCUCCAAAAUCUCAAUACAAUUUAACGAAGCGAUUUGAUCCAACAAUCCCAGAACCAAAAGACAUGAGUGGUGGUUAUGGUCAUGGUAAAGAGUUUAGACAUGACCAGUCUGUUUUAAAGAAAGAUGGUUGCUCAGUGAAAUCUCAGCCACAAGUCCAAAUUUUGGGUCAAGGAACUUUCUCCCCAGAUGAGCCAGGUAAUGAAAACGGUGAAACAAUCAACUUGACUCAUCCUACCCAUACUACAUUCCACCAUACACCUUUGACUGAAGAUCAAAUUAAAAACAAAAACCAAACUAGAUUCUACAGAUGGCAUAUUGAUAGUGCCUUGUAUGAUUUGUCUCCUCCAAAAGUUACCACAUUGUUAGGUAUCAGAAUCCCACCUACAGAAUACCAAAAGGUUGUUUAUGAAGAUGACGGAAGCGAAUUGAAACUUGCAAGAGGCGCAACUUGCUUUUUCAGUGGGGCUCAAGCUUUCAAAAAUUUGAGUGAUGAAGAUAAAGAAUUUGCUCUAAACACCACUGUUGAGUAUGCACCACAUCCAUAUAUAUUCAUAUCUCCUGCUAAAGCCACUUGGGAUGGUUUGACGAUGGUAUCAGAAGGGAAAGAACGUGAUUUUAAAGACUUGCCCGAAUGGGAAGAAUCCAAGGUGAAAAAGUUGCCAAUGGUAUGGACAAAUCCUGUCACCAAGGAGCAUCAUUUGCAAGUGCAUGGUUGUUGCUUAUAUAAAUUGCACACCAAGCAAGCUGAUGGAUCUACAAAAACUUUAGACUUGAAAGAGGCCAGAGAAAAAGCUCAUAAGUUUUUGAGACCAGCAAUUGCUCCUGAACAAAUCUAUGCCCACGCUUGGAAACAAGGUGAUUUAGUUAUUUUUGGAAAUAGACAAGUUACCCAUUCGGUUGUUUCUGAACUAGCGCAUUUGGGAGAAGCUGGUAAAAGAUUGAUGCACCAAUGUAAUAUUGCUAGUGGCAAGGAUCCUAUAACUGUUGUUUAG